AGGGGUCUCAGCCAGCUGGCCAGCAGCCUCUCCCCGCGGCCUCCAUGAGCCCACCAUUCCGCCAGUGAGUGAUCCGGCUCCCAUGGGCUCCGGGGCCCUCUCUGCCGGGCCCCAGGCCCCUCCGACCCCGCACAAGAAGAUGAAGAAGCGGAAAGAGCUGAACGCGCUGAUUGGUUUGGCCGGGGACGGUGGGAGGAAGAAGCCCAAGAAGGGCAGCGGGCAUCGGCUGCUGCGGACCGAGCCCCCGGGUUCCGACUCGGACACUGACACCGAACAGGAGGAGUACAGUUCGCUGGGGGAGAGGCACGGCCGCCUGGGAAGGGGCGAGUUGAUGCGCUGCUGCAGAGUCUGCUACCCCCUGUGUGGUUUUGUUGUGUUGACCGCUUGCGUAGUGACCUGCGUGGGGCUUGUCUGGAUGCAGGUUGCGUUGAAGGACAGCAUAGACGUUCUUAAAGACAAGUUUAGAACGAUGGAGUCUGGCCAGACGAACUCGCUUCAAGAUAUUCCCAAAAUCAAAGAAGAUUUGGUUACAAACAAAAAACAACUGAACGAGAUAUUAAAUGGUGACAGCGGGCUGAGCAAACUGUGGAAUAACAUUACGGAAAUGAACAAGCAGAUUGCGCAGCUGACGUCGGCUGUUAACCAUCUAAAAGCCAACCUAAAGUCUGCUUCUGAUUUGAUUAACCUUCCAAACACCAUGGAGGAGCUUCAGAAGAGCGUUGCUACUUUGGGCAGCACGUUAACCAGCGUUCACCAUGACGUAGAAACCAUGCAGACAGCAGCUGAAGAGCAGAAGAAGAAAGUAGAGACAUUGCAACAAGAUAUGGCAAAACUUUCUGCAAAAGAUGGACAACCGUCCCCAACGUCUUCCACUACCGGCAAUGGACUUCAUAUAACGCAGCAGGAAGUUCUGUACCUUCAGAACUCUUUUGAAGAUCUGAAUGCCACCGUGGUUCAUUAUCAGAAACAAAACGAGCUUAAAUUUCAUAACGUGGACUCCAGUGUUUCUAAUAUAAGCCAAAGAGUCGUCGUACUGGAAAAUGAAAUGCAGCUUGUAAGCAAGAUUCAGACAAAAGAAAAUGCAUCUGUCGCUACGGAGACCGACCAGGGAGAGUCCCCUAUUUCGAACCUGCGAGAGAAGCUGCAGCUCAUUCAGGCCCUGACCAACAAGCCGGAAGGAGACAAGCAAACCGGGAACGAUGGUGAGCGUGCUCCCGUGAGCGAUACGGUUACAUCACAACCCGCUCUUGCAAGACUUUCGCAGAGGUCUGUCCGAUCCAAUAAACAAGGACUCUCGUUACCUGGAAUAUCUACUGAAAGCGAUUUGAAAGAAUUGUUCCAAGCGUCAGGCCAGGGUAUUAACGGAAAAUUAUCUUACGUUGAACUGGAGAAUUUGCUUGGCGCCGGCAUUCCAGAGCCCCAGUCCUUCCUGGAGUACGAUACAGAUGGAGAUCAAAAAUAUUCCUUUUCGGAACUGAAAUCCGCUUUGGUUGCAUAGCAACUGUACGGGACAGAGGGGUAACCAUGAACUGAAGUGGCCAUGUCUACACGUGUCAAUACUCAAGCAUUGACCUGGCCUACUAAGCAAUGUUCCAGCUCAAUGAGCGUCAUUGUACAAGUUCUUUUUGGAUUUCUCUUUUUUUGACCUCUCAUGAUGGACACGAAGUGGUCCAGAGGCAUUUAUAUUUGUGCUUUUAGAAAUAUGCUAUCUGUUCCUCCCCUGACCCUUUUUAUCUUGAUUUGAAGAAAAAAAAUUAAUUUACAAAAAGCUUAGAUUCCUAAUUUUAUAGUUUAAUAAAACUUGCCUUAAGUGUGUUGCACUUUACACGUAGCGUAGAAGUGAUCUCUCACGAUAGGACCCUGACUAUAAAACGUACUAUGCACACACAGGCUGAGAGGGUCGGAGCCGUGAAGAAGAUAUGAAGCCAUGGAGAGCUGACAUGGACUUCUAGAUCCCAGCAUGUACAUAAUAUGUAAUAACACGGGACCUGAUGAGGCGGAAAUGCUGAAGACACGUAUGUACAGGGUAUUUGACAGAAGCUGCCGGUUGGGCUGGAAGAUCUUGGUCUUCAGAAUAUUUCACCGUAGAACCUCACGUUUUCUGGAUUGUGAAUGUAACGUUCUGACUCGGAACCUCAUCGAAGUGCUCAGGACGAGAAGCAGAAACUGAGCCCACUAACCAUUUUUGUCACCAUGCUAAUUUUAACCCCCCUUUUUUUUGCAUUUUAACAAGUGUGUAGCGACAGUCUUGUGCCCAAAGAUGUCUUCGAAAUGCUUGGCCAUUCUGUAGGCCGUCUUACUUUCUAGACAAAGAGCAUGCUGAGAGAAAAUCUAUAUUUAAUAAUCCUGAGAAGAGUAUUUUGGGUCUUGACGUGUAACAAAAAUUCUACUUGAUCUCACGUAUGCUUCAGAGUUGUACAUUUCUCAAAUAAACUAUUUGUAUAUAAAA
Messenger RNA from Spea bombifrons (plains spadefoot toad), 2449 nucleotides. It is a transcript of the gene EFCAB14, whose product is annotated as EF-hand calcium binding domain 14. The transcript is spliced from 10 exons. Bases 83 to 1498 code for a protein of 471 amino acids. The record is from RefSeq and is a predicted model, not a curated record. Lineage: Eukaryota; Metazoa; Chordata; Amphibia; Anura; Pelobatidae.